Topomyia yanbarensis is the source of this 1879-nucleotide messenger RNA. It is a transcript of the gene Rad17, whose product is annotated as cell cycle checkpoint protein RAD17. Gene Ontology annotation, molecular function: chromatin binding. Lineage: Eukaryota; Metazoa; Arthropoda; Insecta; Diptera; Culicidae. The transcript has 4 exons. The record is from RefSeq and is a predicted model, not a curated record. Bases 211 to 1773 code for a protein of 520 amino acids. Gene Ontology annotation, biological process: DNA damage checkpoint signaling; DNA repair; mitotic DNA replication checkpoint signaling.
UCUCAUUACGAAUGUCACAAAAAAAAUUAAAGCGCAUUCAAAACAAACCGAAUUUAAUUCGUGCCGGCAAAACCGUUGAUGUUUUGGAAACUUAUAGCAGUUUAAAGUGAAUUUUUUAACAUAAAUGUUAACGUAAAUCUGGCACUUGAAGUUAUUUUUAUGGCCAAGAAGAAUUAAUAUACUAAACCCAAUUCCAACCGAUUGCUGCAAAUGUCCUCAAACCAGAACAAACGAUGGUUCAAAUCCGCCUUCGACGACGAAAUCAAACCGGUACCCGUGAAACGGACCGGAUCGCUAUCGGAGCCAUCCGCUAAUCAUCAACCUUCGGCAGCGAAAGCACCCAAACUAACCAAAACGAACAGUUUCACUUUCGCAGUGCCCGCUGUUCCUGCAGCUACCGGUGCAUCGCAGAUCGAUUGGUCCGUCGAUUUAGCUCCCCGCACCGUCACUGAUUUGGCCGUUCAUCCGAAGAAAUUGGAUGAAAUACAACAGUGGUUCCGGACGUAUGACCGCGUCAGAGACUCCGAACCGGUGGCUAUUCUCCUGGUGUCCGGUCCACCGGGUUGCGGAAAAAGCACCACCGUGAAAACCAUCGCCGAGGAUCUGGGCUAUCGGGUGGCUGAAUGGACCACUCCCGCCGAUAUGGAUCUAUUUUUUCACGAUAACUAUGACUUUGAAAAUGACCGCCAAGAAACAACCUAUCGUGAAAAUCAGCAGAAACUGUUCGAUAAGUUCCUUUACAAAACUUCCAGGUACUGCUCGAUAUUCGAGACCGCAGCGGAACAGAAACUACUUCUAGUCAAGGAUUUCCCCAACGUUUUUCUUCGCGAUCCCACCAUAUUCCUGAACUCGUUGGAAUCCUAUCAGGCGGUGGGAGCCUCUCCACUAGUUUUCAUCGCUACCGAAACAUCGAACAAAAAGCUUGACAUUGUGUUCAACCUGUUUCCACCGGACGUUCUGCUGGACUUCAAAAUUCACCACAUAACAUUCAACAGCGUUUCGGCUACGCUGAUGAAAAAAGCCGUCAAACGAAUAACGUCCCUGAUGGUAGGAGCGGACAUGGCCCGGCACUAUCGCGUUCCCUCGCAGGAGCUGAUCGAAAGCAUCAUCCUGUCGUCGCUGGGGGAUUUACGGAACGUUACGCUGAACUUGCAUUUUGCUUCGCUGAAGAAUGCACCCCGGUUGUCCACGGAAGCGGUUAACGCGGGUGGUCGAGUGCUCAACACAUCCGGUGUUGUAACCGGACGGGGUAAAAAGAAGGAGAAGAAGCUGAAGUCGGUCGGUUGUAAUGAAAAUCUUACCCUGAUGCAUGCGUUGGGGAGGGUGUUCAAUCCAAAGUAUGAAGAGACGGUUAAAGGCGAGGAAAAGUUUCAUCACUCACCGGAGGACCUGACGGAUGCGUUUACCUCUCAGCCGGGAUCGAUGAUUUCGUUGAUUCAUUCCAACUACGUGCUGCGGUUCACCGACAUCGAGGACAUAAAGGAGGCGGCAGAUGCGCUGAGUCUGUCGGAUGUGAUAAUGAGCGAAUAUCGGGAGGAUCUGCUGGCUAGCUACGGACUGAACAUCGCGGUUAGAGGUACGAUGGUGCACAAUCGAAAAACUGCCGGCGGCUGGCAGCAGAUACGAAAGAAGAAGGUCUACAGCAAACCAAGCGUGACGAGUCACGAAGGGCAGCUGAAAAAGUAUGGUUUAGAAACAUCGUCGAUAUCCGCCGGACUGUUUAAAACUGACUAUAAAAGAUAUCUCGAUAUUAUCCAGGCAGGUAGAGUGUAAAUUAAUGUUUUUUUUUUUAGAAAAAUGUUAACAAGGGUGGUGUUCUAGAAGUUUGUAUAUAUAUUGUUUACGCCAUCUUAGGACCGACAAUAAACUCAACAUAAUG